Messenger RNA from Gadus chalcogrammus (walleye pollock), 4803 nucleotides. RefSeq names its product sodium/potassium-transporting ATPase subunit beta-1-interacting protein 2-like. Bases 24 to 344 code for a protein of 106 amino acids. Gene Ontology annotation, biological process: regulation of sodium ion transport. The transcript has 4 exons. The record is from RefSeq and is a predicted model, not a curated record. NCBI's taxonomy places the organism in Eukaryota, Metazoa, Chordata, Actinopteri, Gadiformes, Gadidae.
UGGUCCUGACCUUCAACCUGUCGAUGCAUCGCUCCUGGUGGAUGGAGAACGGCCCCGGCUGCAAGGUGACGCCGGUGGCUCCGCCGCCCUCCUGGGCCCCCGAGGACCACCGCUACAUCUCCAUCGCCGGCUGCCUGCUGGACUACCAGCUGAUCGAGGUGGCCCACUCCUCGCUGCAGAUACUGCUGGCCCUCUUUGGAUUCAUAUACGCCUGCUACGUGGUCAAGCUCAUCUCAGAAGAAGAGGACAGCUUCGAUUUUAUAGGCGGCUUCGACUCGUACGGGUACCAGGGACCUCAGAAGACGUCUCACCUCCAGCUGCAGCCCAUGUACAUGUCGAAGUAACACACGGCACUCAGCAGAAGUGAUACCCCACCCUGGACAUCUCCAUCUUUAAUUAAGGGAUUACAGCCUAACUUCUUGCUUCUUAAUACUUCUAAACGUCUUAAAACAAACAACCCGGCAGCUUCGACGUCCUUUAAAUAUUCUGCGGAUCCGUUUCUGAGGAAACAGGGACCUCUUGUGGACGACAAUGGCAACGACAGGACUGAAUUCCCGUCUCUUGAACGCUGGAUUUGUUUCUGCAAUAUAUUAAAACCCAACAGGGUGGGACAAACGAAGAGCUGAGGAUUAAUGGGUUGAACUUGAAUUCAGCUGAAGUACCAUUUCCUCUGCUAUCCAGACCUUGACAAGGACUUACUGCUGAACAACUUAAAGCCUACAUUUGUUUUGGGGGUUAUAAGUAGAAUUCCGCCAUCUGGAUGGGUUUAAUUGAUGGUGAACUGUUACAUCUUUCAAGGGAAAACGGUGGUCAAACUCCUGCCACGUACUCCGAAGGAUUCAAAUAUCGCUCUUGGAAUGCUUCGCUGUCUGAAAGGAUGCUUCUCUUCUAUGGCCAUGCCUAACCAAAGAGUUUUAAAAACCCAGAGAAAGAGACAAUUUUCUUGACCACAGAACUCAAACCGAAUGUCUUUUCUCUGGAAUUUGAAUCUCUUUGUGCCUCACGGGUCAGACACAUGACCUCUGAUCACAGAACACACAACAAGCAUCUACCAGACUAACACUUCAAGAAUGUUAUGCGUGUGUAUUUUUUCUCUAAUGUAAUACAGUGGUGUUUUCGAUUAGUGAUGAACAGCAGAGACACAGAAAUCAACAACUGGAAAAGAAGCGGGGUUUGGCGACAUGCAGUCAAAGUCGUGAGAUAGAGUCAGCACGACGUAUUCGUUUUAGAUAGAAUAAUACUGAACCUCGCAAUUACAGCCUACACCUUCUACACGUGCAUCUUCAAGGAAUAAACAUGAGCGCACACAACACACAAAUAACACGCCUAACUUCAAUUAAAUUGGCCAUACAAAUAUAUACAGAUAUUUAUAAUACAAGCAAUGUUUACAACAGGUUUUCUAUCUGUGCUGCUGGAACACAUAUAGACGGACAGAAGAUAAGGAGAGAGAGGGAGAAAACGUUGUUACAAUUUGGAUCAACCUCCUUCCAUCGGCUUGGAACCGCGAUCAAACAUUGACCUGAUUGUCGUCCCAAAAUAGCCCUGUUCGAUUCAAACAGAGCGUUACAGCCAAACUGAUACAGAAUGGUUGAUAUUCAAUGUGGGGCAAGCAAGGGCGUCUCAGUCAAUCAGCCAUACGACGACACACACCCAGACCCACACGUGCACACACAAGCACACACACAACUCACACACAGAGACACACACGUGCACACACAAGCAAACACACAACUCACACACAGACACAAACGUGCAGACGCACACACACACACACAUACACGUAAACAUGUGUGCAGACACACAAACACACACACACGCACAUGUGUUCAGACACACGUGCACACAUAAACACAAACUGCAGGCACACAAAUACGUGUGCGGCAUGCACACACAUACAGACACCUUCAUGCAGACAAACACACGCACAAGUGGGUGCAGAAACACAGUAACUCCCACACGUACAUAUUGGCACUCAGAUAGUAAGAGGGCACAUUGUCGAACAUUGUCACUGCUGGACCAUCAUGGCACCCUCUGCCUAUCCCCUCUCUCUCCUCUCCUUCUGGAAUACGCCAGACAAUAAUGCAAAACCAGAUGCAUAGCGCCGCGGGGUAGUUCCCUGAACCGAGUCAAUUUAUUCAGUGAUUCUGAACAGUACGACCAGGUAUAGGAUCCUGCUCCCUCUCCCUUGUUCCAAGCUGUAGGCCCGGAGAGCUACAGGACACGGAGCUGUAAUGUGUCCGUAGACCCGAGGGAUGUUCCCUUGUUUCGCUUCCACUGCUAGCGGAAUCACAGGAUCGUCGUUUUCCUUUGUAUUGCUUAGAAUGGAGAGUGCAACGUGGACCAAAAUGCUUUGUUGAGGCCUUUUACCGUUAACCAAGUGGAUUCGUUUUGCGGGUAUUAUUUUAUUUUGAGGGUGGGGGACCACCAAAACAAACCAACACAGUUUCAACACGGGCUGAUGUCAACAUAGAGGUGGGCCGACCAACCGACCCGACCAUACGUCUGUCAACCGCUGACGUUGCGCACGCUAGCUGGUCAUUAGGUUAUCUGUCAGUCCUGGACGGUGAACUCUGACCUCCGAGGUCAUAGGUCUACCUACGCUCGCUAACCCCCCACGAGGCUGCGUUCACGCAGCGAGGGGGGAUGGCGGACGUUGUCGUGUGUGUUUGCAUGAGGUGUCGUAUUUAAUCUCAGCGCUGCGUGUGACUCACUAACUAGCUGCGCCGAGGGAACUUCUUGGUUGGUUGGAAUGCUUCCAGACUUAUUUUGAAGUGUUCUCAUUGUGAAACUUUGUGUGUUUUUUUUUUAUAAUAAAAGUUUAAAAAAUGUAUACUACAAAAAAUGUGCUCAUACCAGGAGGAAAAUAAUAAUUAAGAAGUAAAAUAGUCACGUAACUUUGAACUUCUAGACGUUUUUUAACAAUGUGGCGUUGUUAACUGUUUUUUCUAGUUGAUUACUAAUGUGUGAUGUUGUCCACAAGUGGAAAAAAAACAACGUUUUUUUGUUUUUGUUUUUUCUAAUUGUACAAUAUUCUAUAUCAGAUAGAAGACAGGUAGCCGGCCAGUAGAGAGAGCUUCAUGUCGUCACAUUAUGACCUGAAAUGUUUUUGUUCAAGCGUACACAGUUGUCGUUCAGGCUACUCAGCACUUUCCCAUCAGAUUGUGUCAGUGACAUACAGGCAGACCAGCUACAUCUUUACCCUCACAGAUCACUUGGAAAUGUCCCUGUAAAACAAUGACACAGAAAGGUAGUGUUCCCAAAGGCCGAGUAACUAAUCAGUCAUCAUUUAACCUGUAAUGAUUGAAUAUCUUAGCCAGCUUGCCUCAAAAGUUCCAUUCCCUGCUCACAACCUAACCAAAUCAUACAACCCAUUCAUAUGUAUGGGAUGUGGUGCCCUAGCAACUGGCAUUGUCCCUUUGGCUAGUGUCUCUUGACCCUAAAGUAAUUUGAUGGUCGUUAGAGGUGAGCCUUCCUCCUCGGAUGGAAUUUUGAUACGAUUUAACAGUCCUGUAGUGUGAGCUCGGCACUCGGCACUAGCUGAAUGGUUUUAAAUGGUAGCUGGAGGCAAAUAUUGUCCAAACAUGGCCGUUGACAGUCAGCAGCUCUCUAGCCAAGCAGGACGGAUGUGAGAACCUUCUCUUGAAGGUGUAGACUUGGACCCCUUUCCUUUUCCUCUGCUAUCUACCUUUCAAGCCAAUCAUACAAGUCUGUGGACGGUCCGAAAUCAAUAACAUGGACGAGAGUAGUAUAAAAGGGGCCUUUCUAAUGCAUAGGAGUGCUACUGUAUGCUACUGAGUACUGGAUGAAAUAAAAGGAUAAAUUCAGAUCAUAAUAUGACCACCUUAUCUGUAUGCAAAAGUGAGUGUGCUUGUGUGAAUAUGUGUGUUUGCAGGCAUGUGUGUGUGUAUUUUUAUACACGUGUGCAUGCGUGCGUGUGUGCAUUUGUGUGCGUGUGCGUGUGUGUGUGUGUGUGGGUGUAAAAUACUGUACUGAUACUUUUGUGGACGGAACAGAACAGGAACUUGCUGAGGCCUGAAGUCUUCACGUCUAUUGAAUUGAUUUAUUAACACUGCAGAAGACAUGAAGAUAAAAAACUGUCAAAUACAAUUCCACAAAUAAAGAUUGUUUUGUAGUCAGUGUGACCGGGGAGAUUAAAUACAUUGGUGUAAAGCACUUUGGCUGGUUACAGUUACUUCAAUAAAACAAACAAGAGUCCACUUAUAAAUGGCUGUCCACACUGUUCAUUCUGCAACUUUAAAAUACAGAUUUAGAUUUAAUAAGUGGCCAGACAUUUUUAAGUUUGGUAAGUAAUAUAGGUUUACAAUGAUACUCACAAUAGAUAUUGAGAGGCAAUAUACAUUGAGAUAAAAUCAGUAAAAGUUAUGUAAAAAUUGCCCACCUGAAAAAGUCAAUUCUUAACUCUAAGAUAAUGUGUCUAUUUUCACUUUAUAACAUCCACAGCUCAGCAAUAGGGCUGUUAAUGAUUUACUACAGAAAUAAUGUUGAUGCUGUUUAUCCUUAGACUACAAAUAACCAGUCACUGUACUUAAUAUUCAUGGAGUAGGAUUGUGGAACCAAGGUUUUGAGUAAAAACUGUACAAUGUUUGGCUUGUUUAUGUUCCUCAUUGACUAGAGGUUCCUGAGUCUUUUUAGCUCAUUUUUGGGUUGUUUAACAGAGGUGACUAUUAGUAGAACAGAAAGAAAGGACAGACUAUCUUGUGUUUUUACUGUUCUCGAAUUAAAGCCAAAUUAUACAACAUUAUUCAACGUCAUGUCUAUUAUUGUGCAAAAAUGUACUGUUUC